AUGCUGCCUCGGUCGUUGUCGACCGUCCACUCGUUACGAGCAAUUUCUGCGCGGCUUAAGGUCCGGCACCUUGCUCCACAUCGACCCAACUCAUCAAUUGCAGGGGAUGUAGUCCUCACUCAGGACGCAAGUCUUGUUGAUGCAGUUGCAACCCAGAAACGGUCGAUACCGAUGGCCGACAUAUAUGCAGAUAUUGUCAUUCCUAUUCAUAAGCCGCGAGGUCCGGCCAGGUCGAACCAACGGACAGAGGGCCCAAACCUGAGUUGGCUGGCGCACGAUGAGUUCGACCCCGGAAAUGGUCUGGCCGGCCGUCUAGCGCGUCGCUCCCAAGCCAGUGACGGUGAACCUAAGACACAUUCACCACCGUCGCGCAAGAACGGACGUCCGAUGGUAUCUGCGAAUGGAAACAGUCAUGUAACUGCGGUGGAAGAGAGUCGUGCCAAUAGGGAGGGGAGUUCGAGAGGGGGGACACAGGUCAGCGACAGGCGGUCAAUGCGUCAAGCGGAUGGCGCCGAACGCGGACAGAGGCAACGACAAAACCGCGACCAAAGACAGGUAUCCCAGAAACGUCAACUCCGGGACCGACGAAGCCAGACACAAGGUCAAAAGAAAUCUCCGUCGUCUACUGACGUCGACCCUCAAAAAAACAUGACUGAAGAGUCCUCCGUGUCUCCAGCACCUUUGCCCAUGCACAUUCACACUACCGAUCUAAGCAAACUAUUUGGUCCUACUGACACCCUUACCUCGUCCAGUUUGACGCCAGCUCCCUCAUAUAGACCCACAUCAGUCUCAGCACAUUCUCGCCGUAUACAGUCCAUUCUAGACGGAUCUGGUGGCGACUAUUCACGCUAUCUCCCAGCAGACCUAGGGACUACGUUCCCGGAGAGUCUUGGCGCCCUUGGUUAUGCUAGACUGACGUUGGCACGCAGGAGGGAAUUAGGAUUGAGAAGCCGGGGAAUUGGACUUGGGAUCGUUCAGCGAAUGGUGAUCCAGAAGGUGGUGAAUGUGGACAUGAAGGUUGCUUCUACACUAUCCGCGUAG
This is a messenger RNA of Fibroporia radiculosa, 1041 nucleotides long. RefSeq lists its product as uncharacterized. Lineage: Eukaryota; Fungi; Basidiomycota; Agaricomycetes; Polyporales; Fibroporiaceae. The transcript is spliced from 2 exons. The record is from RefSeq and is a predicted model, not a curated record. The coding region runs from base 1 to 1041 and encodes 346 amino acids.